CCUCUAUAUAACUACUAGAGCAUUGACCUCAUUCGAAACGUAGCGUUUUACCCUGUGUGUCCGUUGAAGGAAAAUUCAAUGGAGAUUGAAGGCAAAAAUGGCUGGAGAACAGAGCUUCGAAAGGGUUCAAAGAAGGAGUUUGGACGAGGCUCAGGGUUUCCGACCACUGAUAGAACGGUGUCUCGCCACCACGUUACGUUCGAGCUCCACGAAGAUUCAGAAACUAGGGUUCGUUUCGUGGUCAUUGGGAAGAACCCCUUCUGGGUUCUGAGCAGCGGAAGUGGAGAAAUUAGGGUUUUCAGGAGGCAUCAAAGAGGUGAAAUGGAGAGUGGGGAUUCGUUCUGUGUUUCCUCGAAGAACCCCAUUUGGUUUUCUUUGAAGAGAACUGAAUUUCCGGAGAUGGGUCGUUGUGGGUUCGAGUCUCUCAGUGUUUCAGACGUUGACCCUGUGAAAGAGUUUGGUUUUAUCGUAAUGGGGCAUGAGUUUGACUCCUAUCCUCAGCGAAUGAUCUGUGAUAUAAAGAACUGGAACUGGUUUCUUGAGGAACCUAGUAAAGAUGGUGAAGAUGAUGAGGUUUCUGAGAAGAAGGAGAAGAAGGGCACAAGGGGAAAGAGGAAGCAAGCAGAAGGCAAUGAUGAUGAUGACUGGAUGGGUGAGAGCGAUGAGGACAAGGAGUUAGUUGCAAAAAUCAGGAAGAAUCAGAGACCAAAAUAUUCAACAAGAUCAAAGGACUACAACAAGACACCAAAUGAUACCAUAAAUAGUAAAAGUUCUAUGAAGAAAGCAAGUGGAGAUGACAAAGAUGAUGAAACUGAAGAUGAAGACACACUUGGAGGCUUCAUUGUCAAUGAUGAUGAGGAAGAAGAAGAGGAAGAAAGCGAUGAAGAAGAAGGAGAAGAAGAAGAGGAAGAUUAUGAUGAAGAAAUAGACGAGUAAUGACAACUAGGAUGAAUAGAUGGAGAUGAUAGGAAGGAUGCAUGUAAUAUUGUAAAGAGCAGCUUGCAGGCUGAAAACUGCAUGUAUCAUAUUUUUGCUCUUCCCUCAGCCCUUUUUGGACAAAUUCUCUGUUUUCAAUGUAUAGAAACCAAAGGAUGAUUAAAGUCGAAACUGUAACAAAUGCUCUUAUCAAUUUUGCUAAUACAUACUUACGCUUGAAAGUUUC
This is a messenger RNA of Vitis vinifera (wine grape), 1162 nucleotides long. RefSeq lists its product as uncharacterized. The transcript has 2 exons. The record is from RefSeq and is a predicted model, not a curated record. Gene Ontology annotation, molecular function: protein binding. Bases 79 to 936 code for a protein of 285 amino acids. Lineage: Eukaryota; Viridiplantae; Streptophyta; Magnoliopsida; Vitales; Vitaceae.